GCGAUAUGUCUCAGUAACAAUUAUUAUUGAACCAACAAUGACGUCAACCUUUUUGUCUGUUAAUUAAUGUUACUUUGAUAGCUUUGAACUUUAUAGUUGUCUACAGAAUGCAAUAACAACAUUUGUGUGUUUUUUUGUAUUUUUUCUGUUGCAGGACACUUUUUACUUUAAAUUCUCUCAUCCAGAUUCUUGAGUCUACUGGACAAAGCGAUGAAAAGACACAAGUUUGGUUCAAACCUCAAAUAUAAACAUGACAUCAAGGCUAAUUCAGCAAAAAUCAUUGAUAGCAAAACAGUUAUGAUAAUUCUGUUUAAAGGACCUUAACUAUCACAACUAUAUUCAGCUAAAUUUGUUUAGUUGUUCUUAUGUUCUUUUUGAUCCUAUAUGCUACAUUUUAAAUGCAAUUCACUUCAGUUUCAAAUAACAACACACUUAUUUUUAUCUUUUAAGUUGAGGCCCUGAACCUGAGCCAGAGCUUUCAAGAGAUGAACGUGUCAUCGGCCAACUUGACUGUGGUUAUAGAGUAUCGAGACUCCUUCACUAAAGCUGUGACCAAGAAUGUGAUUGUUGUGGUUCUCAGCAUCUCCAUCAACUACAUCAAUGCAGCCCUCAUUCAGACCUUUCGUAAACACCAGAUCUUCUACAUGAAUCCUCGGUAUAUCUUGUUUUUCCACUUGGUGGUCAACGACAUGAUCCAGGUGAUGCUGACCGUCAUGCUGUUCAUCAUCAGCUACAUCCUCUACAAAAUAAAUGUCUCUGUCUGUUGCACCUUCAUCCUGCUUGCUCUUUUCGCCACUGAAAACACUCCUCUGAACCUGGCCUGCAUGGCGAUAGAGUGCUACAUCGCCAUCUGCAUGCCCCUUCGCCACGUGCAGAUCUGCACCGUCAAGAGGACGUUGAUGCUGAUUGGUUUAAUCUGGGCGAUCAGCAUGUUGUCUGUUCUUCCUGAUCUGUUCAUCACCUUGGCCACUCAGCCUCUGGACUUCUUUAAUACCCGGGUUUUCUGCCUCAGAGAAACUGCUUUUCCAAAUCCCCACAUUAUCAAAAAGAGGGAUAUUACCUAUAUUGUGUAUCUGGUUAUAGUUUGGUUUGUUAUCUUUUACACCUACUUCAGAAUUCUGUUCACUGCAAAAACAGCUAGCAAAGAUGCUAAAAAAGCCAGAAACACAAUCCUCCUUCAUGGGUUUCAGGUGCUGCUGUGUAUGGCAACAUAUGCAGAGCCCCUGUUAAAAAAUGCUCUACUGCAAUGGUUUCCUAAGAACUAUCCAGACUCCCUGUUUGCUUGUUACGUUAUUAUACAGAUCCUGCCACGAUCCAUUAGUCCGAUCAUCUAUGGCAUACGAGACCAGACUUUCAGGAGGUACCUGAAAAGAUAUCUGUUGUGUAAAAUGAGCCCACAGUAAGCAUCAAUUCAUGGGUUAUCAUACAGAGGGCUUUACAUGAGCCUGUGCAAAUCUCAACAGAGAUGAGAAGGAAGCAAGAAGUCUAACUCCUUAGUUUCUGUUUAAUUGAACAAGGGCACAAUAGAAUUAAAGAAGGACAAGUUUUCAGCCAAGUGUCUGUAGAUUUAUUAGCCCAAAGUUGCAUUUUACUUGCCCCGGGCAAUCCUUAUUGUUGACCCCUGUCAUUCUUAUUCUUAUUUAUUAAAAUCUGUUUUAAAUAAUAA
Messenger RNA from Dicentrarchus labrax (European seabass), 1666 nucleotides. RefSeq names its product odorant receptor 131-2-like. The transcript is spliced from 3 exons. The coding region runs from base 486 to 1403 and encodes 305 amino acids. Gene Ontology annotation, molecular function: G protein-coupled receptor activity. NCBI's taxonomy places the organism in Eukaryota, Metazoa, Chordata, Actinopteri, Moronidae. Gene Ontology annotation, biological process: G protein-coupled receptor signaling pathway. Gene Ontology annotation, cellular component: membrane. The record is from RefSeq and is a predicted model, not a curated record.